CACGGAGACUCGGUCAGCAGCCGAGACUCCAGACUCGACUCUGCAGCUCUGACUCGGAGCCUUGCACAGAACGCCACAUACAGUUCCAGCUUGCUUCUCUGUCUCCAUCAUCUUGCCAUUGCCAUUGGUCCCCUGCCUGAUUGUCCGAACAUUGGUCGGCAUGGCGGCAUCAGACUACACGGCAUUGACCCCCGUCCUGGCAGACGCAUUGCCUGAUUCAGGGCCCGCAGAGUUGCAAUGCUUUGUGUGCGAGACGUGCAACGUGCAGUACGCCCCGUCCGCCACCCCCCCACCUGGCAACUGUCCUGUGUGUGCGGAUGAGCGCCAGUACGUGCCGCAGAGCGGGCAGCGCUGGACCACGCUGGCCAAGCUGGGCAGCGGCCACCGCAACGCCUUCCAGCGCAUGGAGCCGCAGCUGCUGGGCAUUGGGACGGAGCCCAAGAGCGGGAUUGGCCAGCGGGCGCUGCUGGUGAGCACAAAGGAGGGGAACCUGCUGUGGGACUGCAUUGCGCUGCUGGAUGGCGCGACGCGCGACAUUGUGACUGCGCUGGGGGGCAUCAAGGCAAUUGCCAUCAGCCACCCGCACUACUACUCCACCUGCGUGGAGUGGAGCCGGGCCUUCAGCGCACCCAUCUACAUCCACACCAAAGAAAGGGCGUGGGUGGAGGCUGUGCGCCCUGAUGCAAUUGCGGAGCACUUCCACUUCUGGGAGGGGGAUCAGCAGCCCCUCUUUGGGGGCCUCUCCCUUUGGCACCUGGGCGGACACUUUGCGGGUGCACAGAUCUGCCACUGGCAGGCCGGGGCUGGCGGGGAGGGUGCCCUGCUGGUGGGGGACAUCAUCCAGAUCAACCCCGGGUGUGAGACGGUGGGGGUGAUGCGCUCGUACCCAUGCCUCAUCCCCCUCUCGGAUGCGACAGUGGCGCGCAUCCAGACCCGGAUGGCGCGCCUGCCGCCGUAUCGCACCGUUUACGGGGCCUUUUGGUACCAGGUCAUGAAGGAUGCGGGCGGCAAAAUUGAGUACUCGCUGGAGCGAUACCGCAAGUGGCUCAGUAUCGACGAUCCUGAGAUUGCGUGAGGCCCAAAAGUAGCGGCAUCAGGCUCCGACGGACAAAGUCGCGUUGGGAAGAGUGAUGCGGUAGGCCUUGAUCUGGUACCUGGAGGACGCCAUGACUGUUCCAGCUUUGCACAAGCACUCAGGCGCGAGCGCAAUUCCGAUGUAGAUGAUUGUUGUCGUUCUUGUACAGUUGAUUGGGACGAGGAACGGAAAAUCUGUCGAGAAACAACAUGAAGUCUUUGUUGCUGCUAACUGAUGUACAGGUGUCGACAGAAUCCGUCAGCGCAAGGCUGUCAGGAGAACUAGCGCGCUCUGCUGUUCUUUUCCAUAUUGUAAAGCGAGUUUCAUAGAGACAAGCAAGUCCGCAUAGAGGACAAAUCUUGGAUAGAGUACGAACCCCGGAUAGGUUACUGCAGAUAAUAAUCCCAAAGUGCGAGCUAGGUAUAGAGCUCUCAGGCUAGCUGAGAGAUGAUUGUCAAUCUGAAGAACACACUGCAAGUGCGCUAUCAUGUUCAUGGGUGAUUGAGAUAACCCGGAUGACAAGUACCUUGCUUGUCGACUUAUCUCUGAGAGGGGAUCUGGC
Messenger RNA from Klebsormidium nitens, 1637 nucleotides. NCBI's taxonomy places the organism in Eukaryota, Viridiplantae, Streptophyta, Klebsormidiophyceae, Klebsormidiales, Klebsormidiaceae. The record is from the annotation of a GenBank genome assembly.